Molecule: messenger RNA, 384 nt
Organism: Knipowitschia caucasica
Lineage: Eukaryota; Metazoa; Chordata; Actinopteri; Gobiiformes; Gobiidae
Source: the annotation of a GenBank genome assembly
AUGACGAGCAGUGCGAAGCGGAAAGAAGACGGUCAUUUGGCGAAUGGAGGUGUUAAGCAGUCCACAUGGAGCAAAGCCCUCAGCUGCAGCGCCGUCUGGGAAGAGAAGGAUGAGUUCUUAGACGUCGUCUACUGGUUUCGUCAAAUUAUUGCUGUAAUACUUGGUGUCAUAUGGGGCAUCGCGCCAUUGAAAGGAUUUUUGGGAAUAGCCAUAUUCUGCAUCAUCAAUGCUGGGGUCCUGUACGUUUACUUCAGCAGCUUUCAACAGAUCGAUGAGGAGGAGUACGGCGGCACAUGGGAGCUCACUAAAGAGGGAUUCAUGACAUCGUUUGCUCUUUUUCUGGUGGUGUGGGUAAUCUUUUACACGGCGUUGCAUUUUGACUAA